AUGGAAAUAUCUAGUGAUUUUGAUGAUGAAGAUUACUUUUGUUCUGAUGAGAAUACUUUUAUAGACACUUGUAUUUUUGAAAUGUGUCCUUUUAAUCUAGUCAAUUUUGAUUAUGAAGAUGAUAUAGAAGUGUCUAGUCCACAUAUUGUGGAUAAUAAUACACAUCAAUCAUUAUGUAUAGAUAAUGAUAUAGAAAUUAUAAAUGAGAUUAAUGAGAAUAUAGAAUUACAAAAUAUAAAAAUUAAUAAUAUUAAAAACUAUAAAAGUACAUUUUAUAAAAAUUUAAUAAAUAAAAAAGAUCAAGAUACAUGCGGAAUAUGCUUCUCAUAUUUUACAGGAAAUAAUAAAAUAAUCACAUUAAAAUGUGCACACUUUUUCCAUUCAAAAUGUGUGGUACCAUGGAUUACGAGACAUAAGACCUGUCCAACAUGUAGAGAAAAGAUAUUUUAG
Messenger RNA from Vairimorpha ceranae, 450 nucleotides. Its product is annotated as zinc finger protein. The record is from RefSeq and is a predicted model, not a curated record. The transcript has a single exon. NCBI's taxonomy places the organism in Eukaryota, Fungi, Microsporidia, Nosematidae. The coding region runs from base 1 to 450 and encodes 149 amino acids.